Drosophila miranda is the source of this 699-nucleotide messenger RNA. Its product is annotated as transcriptional regulatory protein AlgP. The transcript is spliced from 2 exons. Lineage: Eukaryota; Metazoa; Arthropoda; Insecta; Diptera; Drosophilidae. Bases 116 to 556 code for a protein of 146 amino acids. The record is from RefSeq and is a predicted model, not a curated record.
GAAAGAGAACAAGGCCGUUACAUUCCAGUCAACAUUUUUGAGGCAUAGAUCUCAUUCAGAGCUAGAAAUUGCUUAAAAUUAUACAAGAACAUUUUCAAAGAUCCUCGUACAAGUCAUGGACGAUCCAACCAAACAGGACGAAGGGAAGCCCGAGGGGAAUCCCAAGGUAAUGCCCGAAGGGAAGCCCGAAGUGAAGCCCGAGGGAAAGCUAUUGGGAAAGCUCUUGGGGAAGCCCGAAGUGAAGCCCGAGGGAAAGCCCGAGGCGAAGCCCGAAGUGAAGCCCAUGGAGAAUCCCAAGGUAAAGCCCGAGGGGAAUCCCAAGGUAAUGCCCGAAGGGAAGCCCGAAGUGAAGCCCGAGGCGAAGACCGAGGCGAAGCCCGAGGCGAAGCCCGAAGUGAAGCCCGUGGGGAACCCCGUGGGGAAGCCCGUGGGAAACCCCGUGGGGAUGCAGCCGCCUGUGGACGAUAAUAUGCAACGUGCAGUGCUGCUAUUCGCCUUCUUCAGCGCCGCCACCUGUCUGCUGGCGCUGGCUGUCCACAGGAUGCAUCCUGCUUAACGCCAGGAUCCAGCAGGCCAACAAUGACACACACCGAAACACUGAGACACGAUGGGCCGCAGCAAUCCUCAAGAAGUAGAAAUUGAACAUUUGUGGACACAACAAGCAACAACAGCCAUCAUUCCAAUAAAUAAAUAAGAGUU